Molecule: messenger RNA, 1902 nt
Organism: Chlamydomonas reinhardtii
Lineage: Eukaryota; Viridiplantae; Chlorophyta; Chlorophyceae; Chlamydomonadales; Chlamydomonadaceae
Exons: 8
Coding region: 35-1564 (509 amino acids)
Biological process (GO): proteolysis
Molecular function (GO): serine-type endopeptidase activity
Source: RefSeq, a predicted model, not a curated record
UCGAGCCAGCGCUGCAGCAGCAGCAGCGACAACCAUGCGGGUGGGCGGUGAUAGCAACAACAGCAGCGGCAGUAGCACCAGCAGCGCGGCCGCAGCAUCUGCGCGAACCACCGCCGAGUUGCCUAACACCGGCAGUAGCAGCCUGACGCCGUCCGCCGGCUCAGCAGGGCGCAUGCGCGGCGGGUCCGAGCACACGCCACAAGGGCGCAGCGGUGGCGGCGGCGCGGCGGGCAGUGGCGGCCGCCACAAGCAGCAGAAGCAGCAUGCUACCGCCGCCGCCGCCGCGUGCGUGCUGGCGGUGCUGUGCGCCCUGUCUGGCACCGGCCUGGCAGCCCGCUCCUCUUCUGAAGUGUCGGCUGGCGGCUCUGGCGAUGCCGGCCAGUCGAAUGCGGGCAGCAGGCGGGCGCAAACCCAACCUCCACACCUCCAAACCCCCAACUCCCAACAGCCUCAGCAGCCGCCCCGCCUGGGCGGCGGGGCCUCGCGCGCGCCGCCCCGGCUGCUGAUCCAGGGCGGCGCCAAGGCCGCCGCAGGCGCCUACCCCUUCGUGGCGGUGGUCAGCAGGUUGGACGGAAGCUACCUGUGCGCCGGGUCGCUGGUGCACCCCAGGCUGGUCCUGACCGCAGCGCACUGCGUGACGCCUGCAGUGGGCGGCACCGCCAACCCGCGCGUGCACCUGGGGCUAGACCGACUGGAGCCGGGCGCAACCAUCGAGAAUCGCGGCGCGAGGCUGAUGGCGGCUGGGGCGGCGGCGCUGGCGGCGUUGGUGGGUCUGGGCAGCACCGGCGGCGUGGCGGGCGGCCCCGCGCUUGCCACACGCAGCCUGCCGCACCCACGCUACAACCCAGGCAACUUCGAUUUUGACGCGGCGCUGCUGGUGCUGGAGCGAGACGCGCCGGCGGGGGCGAGGGUGGUCAGGCUGCCUGACCCGGCCGGCGACCUGCCCCAGUCGGCGGCCGGCGGCGGCGACCCCGGGCUGACGGUGCUGGGGUGGGGCAGCACCGAGAUGGGCGUGCUGAGCCAGGACCUGCGCAGCGCGGACGUGCGGCCGCUGCCGGUGGCCACGUGCGGGCUGCUGUUCGGGCCGUACGGCACGGUCAUGACGCCGCGCAUGAUGUGCAUGACGGGCCGCACCUGCGCCGGCGACUCGGGCGGGCCGCUGGUGCUGCGCGGCAGCGGCGGCGGCAGGGGCAGGGGCGGCAACAUGGAUGAUGACUUUACCCUCUUGGGCCACGUGUCGUUUGGCUUCCCCCGCUCCAAGGGCCAGGGCUGCCCCGCGCCCAACCCCGCCACCGUGUUUGCGAACCUGCGAGACCCCGGCAUCAGCGACUGGGUUCGCAAUGUCAUGGCGCAGCUGCAGCAGCAGAGCGCAGGCGGCGUCGGAGGAGGAGGCAGCAGCAGCGGCUUUGACGGGCUGGGCGCGGGGCUGGAAGCUAUGCUGCAGGCGGCGGCAGAUGCGCAAGAACAGCAGGCAGCAGCGGCGGCGGCGGCUGGUGGCGGUGCGGAUGGAGGCGGAGGCGGCGCGGGAGCAAGGCAGCAGGCUCAACAAGGACACCACCGUUAGCUAUACAGAGGCCCGUCUAAGAAGGCGACACCCGUGAUCUAUGGCAGCCUGGUAUUUCUCUGCAGCAGUCGGGAUGUUGCAAGCGCGGAUGUGACACGUUUUCGGGAUGUCAUGCUAGGUCCGUAGCUAGUGAUUUGGGUCCCCGGUAUUGAAUGUUGUUUCAGUAUGUCUGCUCUUGCGUCGAGGAUUCAUGGCGUAAGGCCGGGGCAGGCAUGGGGACGAGGGGAACGACGAGGGGUGGUGGGGGCUGGUGGGGAUCGCGAAGCUGCGUGAAGAGGGGGCGCAGCACGCGUGCCAUGUUCGGGCGAUGCAUUUUCACAGAAAGAACUCAAGAGCAG